Sclerotinia borealis F-4128 is the source of this 2757-nucleotide messenger RNA. NCBI's taxonomy places the organism in Eukaryota, Fungi, Ascomycota, Leotiomycetes, Helotiales, Sclerotiniaceae. The record is from the annotation of a GenBank genome assembly.
AUGUCUACAGGAAAUCAAAUGCCUACUUUCAACUCUUUCACCAUCACCCAGCCUUUCCUGGGUGCGCCACUUCAAUUCCAACCUGCUCUUGGAUCCAAAGAGCUCGAGGAGUUGAUUGAUGCUUACGUUGUUGGAAAUGCUUGCAAACAAGAUAAGCUUUCCACCGUGACAAUCGAUUUCUAUAACCAUGCAACCGUCGACAUCAAUACCGGUUCCCUCGUUCGCCGAUAUGAUGUUGUCCCAUGGACUUUCGAGCAAAGCCCUUCUCAAUCACAAUAUUCAGGAUUGAGUCCAUCAAUUUUCACUCACAGCCCUGCCGCCUCAACUACCUUUGCCGAUUCCACUUAUAGCUCAAUUAGCACCCCUCCGAAUCGAACUAGAGGGUCACGAGUCUCAAAGAAGACCAAGAAAGAUGUCAAGAAAUCUGCCGAAGUCAGACUACCUGGCUUCUCGAUCAUGACCAAGGACGGUAUCGAUGUUACAAACUCUGCUGGCCGAGGAACGAAAUCGAAAGAGCAGAGAGAACAUGCACAUUUGAUGAGAAUCAUCAAAGCUUGCGACGAGUGCAAGCGAAAGAAGAUUAGAUGCGACCCAUCUCACAGACGGCCUUCACACACAGACAUAUCCAGAACAUCUACAUCAAUCAAACCUUCUCCCCCUUCACAGUCAAAUCCAAGUCCUGUUGCUUCAACCCCUUCGCUAUCUCGAGAAACAACACAAGGCUCUGAAAAAAGUAGUUCUCCCGUUGAAUCAUUUGCAAUUGAAGACUUUGUGCUUUUUCCAGAAGAUGAAUUCAACCAAUGGAACCCAGAAAUGUCUAUCCCAGGUUUCGAUGCUCAAUACAGCGACUUCAGCAUGACAAACUACGAUAGCUUCCCUGAAUUUGACACCAGCUUCUCUACAAUGAACGUUGAUUCAUCAUUCGACUUCUCAUCAUUCGAUCAAUCCUCAUCUCUGAGUGCUCAGCCAUACAAUAACGACGGCCAUAUUCCAAACUUCUACAACUCACAACAACCAUUGGCUUAUGCAGACGUGAAUUCGCAAUAUCUCUCUCCAACUCAACAACAACCAGACUUGGAUUUCCUCGAAUCGUUUGGCGAAUCACAGGACUACUCACCGACCCACACUCAACAGGCUCAUUCACAAGCUGUAGUAGAUGAAGAUCCUGGAAAGAUUCACAGUUUCGUGCACGCUUCGGUUUCGAGAUCUCAAGCAUACAACGUCCCGUCGGCAUCACCGACAGCACAGACCAUAACCUCUCAAGUCAGCAAUACAACCACCCUACAAGAAUUCUCUACAGCAUUCGGCUUCUCGCCUACUGAUGAUUGUCACCAAUCACAAGGCCGAGAAUAUGGCCUCGUAAACAACGGCCAAGAUGGUGCACACGAUUAUGCUACUGAUUCGGGCGUCGAUUCCGGCGUUGAACUUUCGCCACAGUCACAAUCACCACAAUCAGAAUCAAGUGACAGCGGUCUAGAGACUGUAAUCAGUACCAAGAAGGAACGUAGUCGCAACCAACACAACCGUCACCGAGUAGUCUCAGCACGCGAAUGCAGGCGCCUUAAUGAGUAUGACCGCGAGCUCGUAAAUGCUCUCCAACCCAGCAACGGCGAACCACAUGUUCCUGGUACUUCCGACGGCCAACUAGUUUCGAGUCCGGGCGUAUUCCAUGGCGGCGACCUGUUCCUCAUGAACACAAAUACCUUGAGGUCGAUCUCGUCGAACAGAUCGAGUAGUACGAAGAAGCCAAGCUUUGCUUUUAGCACUAACCCCGUUCAUGAAGAAACCCCAUGGAGCUUUGAAUCGACACUUUCCUCGUUGAACAGAUCUAGGCCCGAAGUCCUACAAAAUACCGUGGAAAACGACCAGGUAGAAAGCGCGUCAACCGUUGUGGAAUCACACGAACACGCUGGCACUUCAGCAAGACCAUCUCCCUUGACGACCGUGGAUGCCUCUCUUAGUCGUGAUGCACGACUAGUUGGCGAUCACGUCUCGUCGCGACUUGCAAACUUUGCCACGGGCAGUUCAGUCCAACAGAUAUCAAGCGCCAGUCUCGUAACUCCAUACCUGGCUGUAAGCUCAUCAAUUUCAAGUCCGAGAUCCAAGUUCGGUGCAGAAUCUACGCCACAGGUAAUAUCUGGCGUGGUCUCCACCGGAGCUCUAGCUGUACCGAAUCACGUCACUACCACCUCUUCUCCCCGCUUCAUACUUGUGGACAAAUUGGAUCCAAAGGUAUCUUCCAGCUCUUCCGACAAGGUAGAUAACGACUCUUCGAACCAUGGCGGCCUUCAACGCGAUGAGACUAUUGUUUCGAAUGCUCAGAGUACUUCGGCUGCACCACUAUGCAGUCCAAGCCUAAGCCUCCCCACUUCGGCACACAGUUCUGCACUUGUUAUAAACGACGUAGAAGCAGUGACUGCCCCGAUUACAUCAACCAUCCGCACUACCUCCACUCUCGCCGCACUAGCAAUCGGACUUGCCGUCACUGUCGCAGUCUCGAGGCAACUCGAGAUGUCCGCGACGAUCGUGGUACUCUAUCUCGUUGCAUUUGUAUGUUGUGGUUCAGGAUCAUUUAUUUGUGGGGCAAAGACGAGCUUUAUGGACACGGUCAUGAGUACAUCUAUGUGGAGUUCUUGGUCAGAUAUGAAACUCAAGAUGGAUUACCAACGACAACGCACAUCAAAAGGAAACGAUCACGGAAUUUUGAGUGCGGGAUCAGAGAUGGCAAAGAGAUUCUUCCCGAGAAUUUCGAGCUAG